Messenger RNA from Rhodotorula toruloides NP11, 1419 nucleotides. Its product is annotated as protein of ketopantoate reductase family. The coding region runs from base 1 to 1419 and encodes 472 amino acids. Gene Ontology annotation, cellular component: cytoplasm. The transcript has 6 exons. NCBI's taxonomy places the organism in Eukaryota, Fungi, Basidiomycota, Microbotryomycetes, Sporidiobolales, Sporidiobolaceae. Gene Ontology annotation, molecular function: oxidoreductase activity. The record is from RefSeq and is a predicted model, not a curated record.
AUGAGCAGCCCAAUCGACAUUCUCAUUGUCGGCUUCGGUGCGGUUGGCACCGUCUACGGGUGGGUUCUCUCCCAGAACUCGAACGUCCGGGUAACCGCUAUCGCCCGCUCUUCGUACGACGAGAUGUCGAACGGCAUCCGCAUCGAGUCGGAGAAGUACGGCGAGAUUAGCGGGUGGAAGCCGUACAGGCUUGUGAGGGACGCCGACGAGGCGAAUGACCGCGCCUACAAGUAUAUCAUCUGCUCCACCAAGGCUCUUCCCGACCUCCUCCCCACCGCCUCCGUCCUCGCCCCUUUCCUCGAAUCCCGGCAUGCGCAAGACACCGUCGACCUCGAAGACGGACCUUGCGUCGUCCUGAUCCAGAACGGCAUCGGCAUCGAGCACCCUCUCGCAUCCGCUUACCCGUCCAUUCCCAUCAUCUCCGUCGUCGCGUGGAUCGGAGCCAACCUGAAGCCCGGAGGACGCGUCACGCACGGCAUGCUCGAGAAGCUCAUCAUGGGCCUCUAUACUGGCGAAGGAAGCGAACCUGUCGAGGGUGAGCAGGUUGAGGACGCUUUCGGCGACCCUCACGGCUAUCGCAAGGGGCCUGACGGUCCCGAGCGUCUCGAGGAGGGCAAGCGGCGACUGAAGGUCUUCGCCGACUUGAUCAACAACGGCGGAGGAACGGCGGUCGUCGUCGAUGACAUCCAGUCUAAGCGCUACGAGAAGAACUUGUGGAACGCCGCCCUCUCGUCCCUUUGCACCCUCUCGCGGUGCACGGUGUCUCAGGCGGUAGACCCCGCCGUUCUUCCCUACACCCUUCCCGUUGUGCGGCGGACGAUGCUGGAGGUCAUGUACGUCGCGCGGGCGUGGGGAUACCAGGAGGACGUCUUGCCGCUGCGCUGCGUCGACGAGGCCAUCAAGAUCACGAUCAACAACUACCAGCGCCCGUCUCAGCACUCCGACCCGAACACUCCCUUCAGUCCGCAGCGCAGCGACCCGUCCUACGGCUUCCCUACCGAAGGCGACCUAGCGAAAGAGUCGUUCGAGUCGUCCUACAAUUUCAAGCCGUCGAUGCUUUUGGACGCCGAAGCCGGGCGUCCGAUGGAGCUUGAGCCCAUCAUUGGCUCGCUGCUUGAUCGUGCACGUGCAAAGGGUGUCCCGACACCUCGACUCGACAUGGCGUACUCGGCGCUGAAGAUCCAGCAGGACUUGGCCAUCCGCGCGUACUCGUCCUCCGCGACCUAUCAGGAGCACAUCAAGAACUGGCUCUCGAGGCCACCUGCUGUUGCGGGACUCGGAGCAGCAGGCAGGAAGGCGUGGGAGCGGGCGGUCAAGAAGGCGGAGUUGCCCGAGCACGAGCAGGGGAGCGUCGAGAUGGCCGGCUGGCGGGACAAGAUCCCGGGCAAGCCCGUUCGUGCCGACUCGAAGAACAUCUGA